GUCCUAAGCGGAGACCCAACGCCAUCCAUAAUUAAGUUCUUCCUGAGGGCGGGCGGCCAGGUGCGCCUUCGGCAGGACAGUGCUAAUUCCAGCCCCUUUCCAGGCGCGUCUCCCCUGCACUCGUCCCCAGUCUGGAAGCCCCCCUCCCACGCCCCGCGGCCCCCCCUUCCCCGUGCCCGGGGAGCUGCUCGUUGUGCUGCCGGGAAGGUCAAGGUCCCGCGCCCACCAGGAGAGCUCGGCAAGUAUAUAAGGACAGAGGAGCGCGGGACCAAGCGGCGGCGAAGGAGGGGAAGAAGAGCAGCGACCGAGAGAGGCCGCCGAGCGUCCCCGCCCUCAGAGAGCAGCCUCCCGAGACAGGCACUUUCUGGAUUCUCCAAAAGUAUCUGCAGUGGCUGUUCCACCAGGAGAGCCUCAGCCUGCCUGGAAGAUGCCGAGAUCGUGCUGCAGCCGCUCGGGGGCCCUGUUGCUGGUCUUGCUGCUUCAGGCCUCCAUGGAAGUGCGUGGCUGGUGCCUGGAGAGCAGCCAGUGUCAGGACCUCACCACGGAAAGCAACCUGCUGGAGUGCAUCCGGGCCUGCAAGCCCGACCUCUCGGCCGAGAUUCCGGUGUUCCCGGGCAAUGGCGACGAGCAGCCUCUGACCGAGAACCCCCGGAAGUACGUCAUGGGCCACUUCCGCUGGGACCGAUUCGGCCGCCGCAACAGCAGCAGCGGCAGCGGCAGCGGCGCAGGGCAGAAGCGCGAGGACGUUGCAGCGGGCGAAGACCGCGGCCGGCUGCCUGAGGGCGGCCCAGAGUCCCGCAGCUAUGGCGCUGAGCCGGGCCCGCGCGAGGGCAAGCGCUCCUACUCCAUGGAGCACUUCCGCUGGGGCAAGCCGGUGGGCAAGAAGCGGCGCCCGGUGAAGGUGUACCCCAACGGCGCCGAGGACGAGUCGGCCGAGGCCUUCCCCCUGGAGUUCAAGAGGGAGCUGACCGGCCAGCGGCCCCGGGAGGGAGAUGGCCCCGACGGCCCUGCCGAUGACGGCGCCGGGGCUCGGGCCGACCUGGAGCACAGCCUACUGGUGGCGGCCGAGAAGAAGGACGAGGGCCCCUACAGGAUGGAGCACUUCCGCUGGGGCAGCCCGCCCAAGGACAAGCGCUACGGCGGUUUCAUGACCUCCGAGAAGAGUCAGACGCCCCUGGUGACGCUGUUCAAAAACGCCAUAAUCAAGAACGCCUACAAGAAGGGCGAGUGAGGGCACAGCGGGGCCCCGGGGCUACCCUCCCCCAGGAGGUCGAUCCCAAAGCUCCUUGCUCUCCCCUGCCCUGCUGCCGCCUCCCAGCCUGGGGGUGGUGGCCGUGGCAGAUAAUCAGCCUCUUAAAGCUGCCUGUAGUUAGGAAAUAAAACCUUUGAAAUUUCACAUCCA
This is a messenger RNA of Nomascus leucogenys (northern white-cheeked gibbon), 1402 nucleotides long. RefSeq names its product proopiomelanocortin (gene POMC). Gene Ontology annotation, molecular function: hormone activity. NCBI's taxonomy places the organism in Eukaryota, Metazoa, Chordata, Mammalia, Primates, Hylobatidae. The record is from RefSeq and is a predicted model, not a curated record. The transcript is spliced from 4 exons. Bases 428 to 1231 code for a protein of 267 amino acids. Gene Ontology annotation, cellular component: extracellular region.